UGCACAAAGCUGCUGGCUGGUCUCAUCAUGAUCACUGAAGAACGUCCAGUGUGGCUUCUCUACAUCAAUUUUCAGUUGACGGAUUCGUCUCUCACCGUCUUCUUGCUUCUCUCCAGAACCUCAGGGUGUCUCCUUUGCACGGAUAAGAGCCGCACUUUUCAUCGAGCUUCAAGCAAGGGCUUCUUCACGUUCCUGAAAGCUGCGCCUUUCACCAGAGCUUUCAAGCAACUUGGGUGUUUUUACUCUCCUGAAGGACAUCAAUCUGUGCAAGUAGAAUAUCUGGCAUAAGCGCAAUUGUAUCUUGAGUUGCUUGGCGGAGAUGGCAUUGUUGAGUCAUGCGAUGCCGCGGUCACUUUCAGCAGGCUUUAUGCAGCAUUCAGGCCGUAGUGGCGGCCAGAUGGAAAGGUCACCGCGUCCGUCUACAGUCAGAGUUUGCAGUCCCCUCCGUCCACCAUGUCGGGCCUGUCUCAAGCGGCUGCACCAAAAGACACAAACAGGCCAAGCGGCUGAAGUCAUGGCUAUCCAUCAGCUGUCAUCAUUUGUGGACAAAGGCAGCCAGAAGAAUAAGCUGUGCAGCCGGAAGAGUGUGCUUAGGAAAGGUGGGGCCGGCCGGGGGCGUGUGACUGCCUCGGCUGCCGGGGGCACGGUGCAAUAUCCGGAAGAUUACGACGAGGUUUUGGAACAGGUUCGGAUAAGUACAGCUGCAGCUUUGAAAGAUGGGAAGCAACUGAUAGAGAUCGAAUUUCCAACUGCGGGUCUAGACAGCACUGCAGGGGAUGCCGAAGGGGGUAUGGAGAUGAGCAUGAGCAUGACCGCGAUUCGGGAGUUUUGCAAGAUGUUUGUCCAAACCGACCAGGCCCCGAAGACCCGGAUAUUCUUUCCUGACAAGAAGGAGUCGGUGCUCGCCAGGGGAGGAACUUUUGAGGGGACACCGUUCAAGAUCGACUUCCUUACGAGCCCCAGUGGUCUUAGCGACAUUGGGUGGGAGAAGAAAGUGAAGAUGACGGACCGUGUGCAGCCGUCCGACGAGAUCUUUGUUGUCGCGUACCCCUACUUCAACGUCAACGAGAUGCUGGCGGUCGAGGAGCUGUGGAAGGACUCGGCGGGGCCUUCCGGGCGGCCGAUCAUCGUUUUCAACGGGGAGAUGGACCGGAUUCGAAGCGGCUACUACCCUCCCUUCUUCUACCCUAAACUGGGACAGCUCGCCAAAACGUUCCUUCCAAAAUUCGAAGCUGCUUACUACAUCCACAACUUCAAGGGGCGGUACGGUGGGAAGUUAUUCAGGGCUUAUCCUGGACCCUGGCAAGUUCUUAGGCAAAAUGCUCAAGGUCAGCUAGAAGUCAUUCAGGAGUCCGAAACGAUGCCAACCUUAAAAGAGGUGGCGCUAAACAUCUUGCCAACAAUAAACAUCGGUAUCUGACACGUUGUAGCAUCUGUUACUUUUGUUGCAGCCCGCUUCCGCAGCCAAGCUCAGAUUCUUUUAACAACAGAUUCACCCAUAGCUUGCAUGUCGAGUACAUCAAAGUGAGAGCCCAGCCGCGGGGAGCCGAUACUAUAGGGUACGCCCUGUCCGUGCACGAUUCGUCAUCUUAUCACACGGCAAUUCUAUUAAGUGCU
This is a messenger RNA of Klebsormidium nitens, 1617 nucleotides long. Lineage: Eukaryota; Viridiplantae; Streptophyta; Klebsormidiophyceae; Klebsormidiales; Klebsormidiaceae. The record is from the annotation of a GenBank genome assembly.